Cajanus cajan (pigeon pea) is the source of this 6019-nucleotide messenger RNA. The record is from RefSeq and is a predicted model, not a curated record. Lineage: Eukaryota; Viridiplantae; Streptophyta; Magnoliopsida; Fabales; Fabaceae.
GUCCUGUUUGACAGGAACAACAAACACACACUCAUGCUGAAACCGUUCAUUCAUAAUAAAGAGAACCUAAAAAACAUAAAAAGAUAACGGAUUAUUAUUCGAACCAGAAACAAAUUUGAAAAAAAUAGAAUUAUCAUGAAAGGUGGGGGUGGAAUUAUAGUAAGAGUAGCAGUCAAGAGAAACUGUUGUUGGUUUAUUAUUUUUGUUUUAAGAUUAUUAAUAUUCUUACUAUUGUUUUCUUUUGUCCUCGAUUCUUUUGUUCUUCUUCAUUGUUCUUCUAUUCAAUCCUCGUUGCACACAACUUUUAUAAUUUUCUCUUCCUUUAUUUAUAGUUUUAAUUAUUUUCAUCCCUUAUGACUUUUCAUUCCUUCACAAUUACGUAAUUUGGUUUGAUCGAGAGAGAGAAAGACAUAAAGGAAUUGGAGGAAGAACAAAAAUUGAUUUUCCUAGGGAACCCUAAUUUCGGGUGCUUGUUCUUUUGGAGAUUCUGUAAUUUCUAGGGUUUUGUGAAGCGGGGGCAGGAAAGUCUCGAUCUUUGAUCCAUUUUCGCCAAUGGAGGACGAGGGUUGUUUAGAGGGAGAGAAUAAUCGGAAAAGGGGUGGCAUAGAUGAUGAUAGUAAUGAGAAUAACAACAACAACAACAAUGGAAGCAGUAUCAAGAUUGUGAAUUCUAAUGAGGAGCAGAGCAAGCCCAAGCGCCAUAUGAAAACCCCUUUUCAACUUGAGACCCUCGAGAAAGCUUAUGCUGUGGAUAAUUACCCUUCGGAAACUAUGAGGGCAGAGUUAUUUGAGAAAUUGGGGUUGUCAGAUCGACAGCUUCAGAUGUGGUUCUGCCAUCGAAGAUUGAAGGAUAGGAAGGAAUUGCCAACCAAGAAACCGCCACCACUGCGGAAGCUGCCAGUAGAGCCUUUGCCAGAUUCUCCAACACAUGACCCCAGGUUGGGCCCUGAGCCUGGUAAUGAGUAUGGAUCUGGGUCAGAUUCAAGGUCUAGCCUAUAUACUCGAGUGGAGCCCUUGAAUGUGGUUUCCCGGGGUGUGAAUGGUUAUUAUGAGUCCCCACACACUAUGAUGGAGCUUAGAGCAAUUGCUUAUGUUGAGGCACAGUUAGGGGAGCCAUUGAGGGAAGAUGGUCCAAUUCUAGGAGUGGAGUUUGAUCCAUUGCCACUAGAUGCCUUUGGGGCACCUUUAGCAGUUACAGAACAGCAGAAGCCACCUAGUUUUGUCUAUGACAAUAAAAUACAUGAAAGACGUGAUGUUAAAACAAAUAAGGCUAUGGCAAGGACAUCUCGUGACCAUCAAUUUCUACCAAAACAAUCUAGCAUCAGGUCUGAUGCUUUUGGACAUUGCAACCAAUCUCAUUUACAUGAUCCAAUGGAAGGUUCUACUAGAAAUCCUCCUUUUGUGCAUGGAAAUGAGCAUAUACCUAAAUUUCAUGCAACUCAAGGCCAUUCUUCUCGUGCUCGUCUUUUGUCCCAACAAGACAAGCAAUUGAUUCCCCAUCAAUCUCCUUCUCAGGAUAAUGAUGUUGCGGCCCAAAGGGAAAUGUACCAAAAUAGAGCUAAUGUCGGAAUGCACUCUCACUUUACUAAUCGCCAAAUUGUUGAGCCAGAAAAUCUCAAUGCUCUACCAAGUGGACAAGUUUUGCACAACAGUGCAAUGCGGAUUGAAAAGAAACGAAAGAGUGGUGAUGCUCGGGAUGUUGAAGCCCACGAGAUGAAAAUCCGGAAAGAGCUUGAGAAACAAGAUAACCUUAGACGAAAGAUUGAAGAGCGAACAAGAAAAGAAAUGGAGAGAAAAGAUCUUGAAAGAAGGAAGGAAGAAGAGAGGUUGAUGCGGGAGAGAUUGCGAGAGGAGGAAAAAGCAAGACGUGAAAUUGAGAAAAGGGAAAAGGUUUUGCUGAAAGAAAAUUUAAAAGCAGAGAAAAUGAGGCAAAGAGAACAGCUUCGCAAAGAGAAAGAAGAAGAGAGAAGGAAAACUGCUCUUGAGAAGGCAACUGCUCGUAGAAUAGCUAGGGAAUCUAUAGAACUUUUUGAGGAUGAACAGCUAGAAAUGAUGGAGUUGGCUGCCUCAAGCAAGGGGAUUUCUUCUAUUAUCCAUCUUGAUUUUGAUACUCUGCAACACCUCGAAUCAUUUAGGGAUUCUUUGAGUGUUUUCCCGCCAGAGAGUGUAAUGCUAAGAAAACCAUUUGCAAUCAAACCCUGGAUCAACUCAGAAAAAAAUGUCGGCAAUCUUUUCAUGGUUUGGAGAUUUUUGAUUACUUUUGCUGAUGUUCUGGAAUUGUGGCCUUUUACUAUAGAUGAGUUUGUUCAAGCAUUUCACGACUAUGAUUCAAGAUUGUUAGGUGAGAUACAUGUUGCUCUUCUCAAGGUGAUAAUAAAAGACAUUCAAGAUGUUGCAAGGACGCCUUCUACAAGAUUAGGAAUGAAUCAGAAUGGUGCUACUAACUUUGGAGGUGGCCAUCCAAAGAUUGUGGAAGGCGCAUAUGCAUGGGGUUUUGACAUACGAAAUUGGCAUAAGCAUUUAAAUCUAUUGACCUGGCCAGAAAUUUUUCGACAGUUAGCAUUAUCUACCGGAUAUGGACCACAGUUGAAGAAAAAAAGUAUUACCUGGUCUUAUGCAAAUGGUAGAGACGAGGGCAGGAAUUGUGAAGAUAUCAUAUCUACACUUCGUAAUGGUUCAGCUGCUGAAAAUGCUUUUGCAAAAAUGCAUGAGAAAGGUCUGUUAGCCCCUCGAAGAUCUAGACAUCGAUUAACUCCUGGUACAGUUAAGUUUGCAGCAUUUCAUGUUCUCUCACUUGAGGAUAAAAAGGGAUUGACAAUACUAGAGCUUGCUGAAAAAAUUCAGAUAUCUGGUCUUCGAGAUCUGACAACCAGCAAGACACCUGAGGCAUCAAUUUCUGUUGCUUUAUCAAGAGAUGUCAAGCUUUUUAAAAGAAUAGCUCCAUCAACAUAUUGUUUACGUAAAGCCUUUAGAAAAGAUCCUGCUGAUGCCGAGUCCAUUCUUUCAGAAGCAAGGAAGAAAAUUCAAAUUUAUGAAAAUGGGUUUCUAGCUGGGGAGGAUGCUGAUGAUGUUGAAAGAGAAGAGUCAGAAAGUGAUGAAAUUGAUGAGGAUCCUGAAGUUGAUUUAAGUCUGUCAAGUGCUAACAAAACAUCUGAACAAUGUGACAAUUUAACUUCAAAUGGAAAAGAAAAUUUGGAUCAUGAUGUUGAACUUCAAAGUGAGUUUGACAAGGAUCUACCUUAUCUUCCUAAGAAUGGUUCCAAAAAUGCUGAUGCUCCAAUUGCCGUCACUAGACAACCUGGUGCUUGUGAAGAUCUUAAUGUUGGAAAUCUUGGUGAAGAUAAUAUGGAAAUUGAUGAAAGCAAGCCUGGAGAGUCAUGGGUUCAAGGGCUUGCGGAAGGAGAAUAUUCUGAUCUUAGUGUAGAAGAGCGUCUAAAUGCCCUUGUUGUGUUGGUUGAUGUGGCAAAUGAAGGGAGUUCAAUCCGUGUUGUUCUCGAGGAACGUUUAGAAGCAGCAAAUGCUCUGAAGAAACAAAUGUGGGCAGAAGCACAACUAGAUAAACUUUGUCUAAGAGAUGAUGUUUUCUUUAAAUCAGAUUUUCCAUGUAUCAAUGGGAAUAAAGUUGAAAUACAAAACUCUUGUCCUACCUUGGAGGGCAACCAAAGCCCAUUGCUUGGAAUUAAUAUUAGCAACAAUAAUAAAUACGUGCCCUCUCCCAGCUUUGCUGAAAAUCAAAAGGCAGCUUCUAGUAUACAGAGCCUGUCUAUUGAAAAGCACUCUUCACUCCAAGAUCUCUACACUAGUUCAGAUAUCCAUCACACUCAGUCAUUUGCACAAUAUUCAAAAAGGUCACGUUCUCAGUUGAAAUCUUAUAUUUCCCACAUAGCAGAGGAGAUGUAUGUCUAUAGAUCCUUACCCCUUGGGCAAGAUCGCAGACAUAACCGUUAUUGGCAAUUUGUUGCAUCAGCUUCUUCCAACGAUCCUGGCUCUGGCAGAAUUUUUGUUGAAUACCAUGAUGGCAAUUGGAGGCUUAUUGAUACUGAGGAGGCCUUUGAUGUGCUUCUGAAUUCACUUGAUUCACGCGGGAUCAGGGAAUCUCAUUUGCGUCUAAUGUUGCAAAAGGUCGAGACUUCCUUUAAACAAAAUGUUUGCAAGAAUACACAAUGUUCCAAAAUCAGAGGUGAAACAUCUGUUAAAAAUGAAGUUGAUGAAACAGAUUCCAGUUCCGAUGGCCACACUGAAUCUGACAGUCCUAGCAGUACCCUUUGUGGAUUGAACUUUGACACUUUAGAAACUUCAUCAUCCUUCAAAAUCGAGCUUGGGAAAAGCGAGAGUGAGAAGAAAUCUGCCUUGAGAAGGUACCAAGAUUUUCAAAAGUGGAUGUGGAAAGAAUGCUAUAGCUCAUCAAUAUUGUGUGCAAUGAAAUAUGGGAAAAAGAGAUGCAAACCUCAGGUUGUCAUCUGUGAUAUUUGUCUCAACCCUUAUUUCUUUGAAGACUCCCAUUGUAGUUGUUGCCACCGGUCUUUUCCCUCAAAUAAUGGAUUUAAUUUUUCUAAACAUGCAUUUCAAUGUGGAGACAAAUUUUCAAAAGAUGUUUUUGUUUUGGAUUAUUCUCUUCCUUUGCAGACAAGAUUACUCAAGGCUCUGCUAGCUUUUAUUGAGGUAUCUGUUCCACCUGAAGCAUUUCAAUCAAAUUGGACAGAAGAUAUUAGGAGGCCUUGGAGUGUGAAGUUGAGCAAAUCAUCUUCUGUUGAGGAAUUGCUACAGAUAUUUACACUACUUGAGAGAGCAUUGAAGCGAAACUUUUUAUCAUCAACCUUCUCUACAACAGGGGAACAGUUGGGGUUGAACUCUAUGUCAAAGAGUGUUGCACAGACCUCUACCGAUCCUGAAUCAAUUGUUGUACUUCCAUGGGUUCCACUGACCACUUCAGCCGUGUCUCUCAGACUUUUUGAGUUUGAUGCAUCCAUUGUCUACGUACUACGUGAGAGACCUGAGCCUUGUGAGAAGAAAGAUGAUAGAGAAUACACAAAGCUUCCUUCAAGAUAUAAUCCAUCUAAAUCUAGAAAAGUGGUUGGACGAGCAGACUUGGACAAUGAUGAAUUCAUGAAAGUUAGAUCUGCUCCUGUGAAAAUUGUGCAAAGUAACAAUAAACAAGGAGAACAAGGGAGUUGUGAUAAAGGACGGGGUAAAAAGUUGUCAAAAAGAAAACAAGAUAGUGGCCAUCGUAAUGCUAAGGUUGCUAGAAGCCUAAAUCAAAGAAUAAAACAGCAGAGAACAGGAUCAGAAGGACAAGUUGGUGGACGUGGUCGCCAAACAGUCAAGAAAAGAAGGGCUAGGGAGAGGGCUACUGAAGACUUGUUGCUGGGCCAUAAGGGUGCCAAUCGUAGCUCUAGUAUUGGUAGAGAAUCAUUGAGAAGCUUGGAUGAGGAUUUGAAUGAUGAUAAGGCAAGUCCCAUGACUCCCAUCCACAUGGGGGCUGCUAACAUCAGUAACAACACCGAAGAGGUUGAAUCUGAUGACAAUGUCCAAGCAAUGGAAUCUGAUGACAAUGGUCAAGCUGUGGAAUAUGAUCAAGGCAACUGGGAAAUAGGUUAUAAUGGCACUCCCAGCAGAUGGAGUAGGGAUUUAGUUGGAAUGAGUGAUGAAGAUGUGGAAGCUUCUGAAGAUGACAAUGACAACAACAACGGGAAUAGUAAUGAGAUUGGCAUUGAAGAGGAGGAUUCAGAGGCAGAUGUUAUGAGCGAGGGUUCAGAUGGUACAGCAAAUAGAAUUGUGAAUCAAGAAAUCUCUAACUCGGAUGUCUCUGAAGAUUCUUCUUAUUAAAACUUUCAUUUUUAAGGCUGCAUUACAUUUUUUCUGUAUUGCAGCUUUAAAAGGUACAUUAUCUCUUAGUCAUGUCACGGCUUCUCAGUUUUAUGGUUGACUAGACUAAUGGUGUACAAUAGAUAUAAACCCGCCAUUGCGUAGAUUCUUAAUUUUCUUAUAUAUAGAAAAAUCAAUAUUAUUAUACAAUCAA